AGUGGCUAACCAAGGACGAGCAUCUCUUCUCCUACUAUGAAAGGAACCUGCUAAACUCCACGGCUGCACCAAUAAUUAUUAUCCUGAAGAACUGAGAAGCAUGAAGACAGCAGCUCUCUUGGUUUGUCUUGUAGGAUCUGCUUUGGCCAUUCCAACCUAUCCCUUUACCUACAAGCUUGGAAUCCAUGGACAAAAACCUGCAGAAAAGGCUCAAGACAUUCAAUCUGAUGCCUCAGCAGAAGAGAGCCCAGAGCACGAAAACAACGGUGAUUUGCUGUCAAAUCCCAGAAACAAAAACCAAGAGGUACCACUGACAGCUACCGAGCCCAGGCCUGCUCGAACACAGGGAGGCAGCAGUAAUGAGCACGAAGCCUACAACAGCCCCAAGAGCUCUAAUUUCCUCUCGCCGCACAUUAAAAUGGGUUCGGCCCCUGACAGGCAGGACGGUGACUCUGGAAGCAGCAGCGGAGAACAGGUCAGCUCUGAAUAUCACCAGCUCAGGCGGCCUGAGAAACACAACAAUGAACGAAUUUGGGAUGAUGAAGGAAGGCUGGUGGAUGCUCGCAGUGCGCAAAACGCCUGGACCUACAAUAAAGAUAGAGUUGACCUAUCGGAGAACAAGCGUGAUGGUGAUGAAGAGGGCAAGGUGGAGGAGGAGGAAAGGGAAAGGGUGGAAGAAACCAUCUACAGAGAUAUGAAGCACCAAACCCAAUUGACAAAUCACAACAGUCAAUACAAGAGGGAACAAGAUGAAGAGGGUGAACAACCUGAUGAAAUCACGGGAGAUUCCAGGCAGCCACUCCAGAUAACCAAGAGGCACGGUGAGAAACUUGACCGAGAGGAGCACGAGAGGGAUGAGACCCAACCCAAGCCUCACGAAUCAGAAAAAAUCCCUCUCUCUCAAAAAAGCAGUAGCCAACAUCAGGAUGACGGACAGCAAAGCCAACAAGGCAAAGCCAAUUCUCAUGCACACAAACAGAACGUUGAUGACGACGAUCACGAUGGUGAUGUUGAUGGCGAAGAAGAUCUGAGCAGUGUCUGGAAAAAGAACUAUGCAGAAGGUGGAAGUAUCCAGAGUGAUAAACCUGUAAGUAUCAGCGCGGAGUGGAAAGGGGACAGCAAAGAUGGCAGUGCACGUAGCAGAGAUAAUGGUGACGACCUGCAUGCCACAAAGCAAGACUUUGCUCACUUUGAGGAAGAUGACCAUCAUGAGCUACUCGAUUCUGACAGCAAGGAACAAAAGGAAACCAGCAGUUCUGUUCAGAGUGUGAAUUCAGUGGAACCUGAACAUAAGGUUAAAGCUACGAGCAGAUCCUACGGCGAGGGGGAAAGUGCGAGCAACAGCAGUGGGAAGGCUUUGCUGGAUGCAUGCAGGAACUUCCACUGCAAGAGAGGAAAAGUGUGCCACGUGGAUGAACAAGAGCAACCCCGCUGCAUUUGCCAAGACCCUGCUGCUUGCCCUUCAACCAAAGAUUAUGAGCAUGUUUGUGGCACUGAUAAUAAGACCUACGAGGGCCUCUGCCAGCUCUUUGGCACAAAAUGCCAACUUGACGGGACAAAAAUGGGGCGCCAGCUGCACCUGGACUAUAUGGGAUCCUGCAAAUUUAUCCCUCAUUGUACAGACUAUGAAGUGGAUCAGUUCCCUCUCCGGAUGAGAGACUGGCUCAAAAACAUCCUUAUGCAGUAUUACGAACGCGAUGUGGAUACAUCUGGAUUCCUAACUGAAAAGCAAAGAAACAAAGUCAAAAAAAUCUAUGAGAAUGAAAAACGUCUCUCGGCCGGCGACCACCCAGUUGAGCUGCUCCUGUAUGACUUUGAGAAGAAUUAUCACAUGUAUGUAUAUCCUGUACACUGGCAGUUUUACCAGCUUGAUCAGCACCCCGUUGACAGAGUAUUAAGCCACUCAGAGCUGGCUCCCUUGAGAGCUUCUCUUGUCCCCAUGGAACACUGCAUAACUCGGUUCUUCCAAGAGUGUGAUGGAGACCAAGAUAAACGUGUCUCUUUGAAGGAGUGGUGCCACUGUUUUGGGAUUAAAAGAGAGGACAUAGAUGAAAACCUCCUGUUCUGAGCACGACUGAACAGAAUCCCAGUGCUUUAAUACUGGGUCAACACGAAAACCCAGUUUGGUUCUUUUCUCAUUAGCAGCUUAUUAGAAGAAAGACUGAGAAAACUGAAUAAGGUUUUUUGAAUAAAAGCUUUUGAUAGGUCAACAG
Nothoprocta perdicaria is the source of this 2213-nucleotide messenger RNA. It is a transcript of the gene SPARCL1, whose product is annotated as SPARC like 1. The transcript is spliced from 11 exons. Bases 101 to 2068 code for a protein of 655 amino acids. Gene Ontology annotation, biological process: anatomical structure development. The record is from RefSeq and is a predicted model, not a curated record. Lineage: Eukaryota; Metazoa; Chordata; Aves; Tinamiformes; Tinamidae. Gene Ontology annotation, molecular function: calcium ion binding; extracellular matrix binding; protein binding.